Mollisia scopiformis is the source of this 1440-nucleotide messenger RNA. RefSeq lists its product as uncharacterized. NCBI's taxonomy places the organism in Eukaryota, Fungi, Ascomycota, Leotiomycetes, Helotiales, Mollisiaceae. Gene Ontology annotation, biological process: positive regulation of Ras protein signal transduction; protein phosphorylation. The record is from RefSeq and is a predicted model, not a curated record. The transcript has a single exon. The coding region runs from base 39 to 1223 and encodes 394 amino acids. Gene Ontology annotation, molecular function: protein serine/threonine kinase activity.
CUUCACUCUACUCCUUCACCAACAUCUCGCCUGCCACAAUGAGCUUCAGAUUCACCGCGGCGCACUCUAGCCGCAUCAAGAAAUCAACGAAACCUCCGAACCUAAAACGAAACGCCUCAUCUGGAUCCCCAUUCGCAGCUUUACCUCGGCGGAAACCUGUCCAAAGGUCAGCCUCGAAACCAGAACCCACUGGCGAAGACGACGAGGAUCUCUUUGCGGAUCAUUUAGACGAUGUCGGACUUGUUAAGGCGCUAGCGACCGAUUUGACUCUGCGAGAUGUCUCGCAGGCUAUCCUUUAUAUUCGGCGGAAGAUGUAUAGUACUAUACCAGACCAGAGAGGGGGCAUGAAUUCGACGCGAAUAGCAGAGGUUUUGAACUUUCAUUCUUCAUUACCGCCUAUUGUUACGGUUUCCCACGUUCAAGCAUUGUUGAAUUCGCCUACUACGGUUGAGCGCGAGAUCGCAGAGUUGAUCAAGAAAGGAGCCAUAAGGAAAAUUGUGGUUGGUGGUAGGGGGAGUAUGGGAGAGGCGCUGAUAAUGGUCAAAGACCUUGAUGAUAUGGUUCAUAAUAGCAACCUUGAGCAGGCUUUAAAGGAUAGGUUCUUGGAGAUUUUACAUGAACAUCCUACAGCUCUGAAGAUACCUCGGUCAAUGCUUUCUGAACAGGAUGCCAAAGCGGUCAUGCAUGCUGGCUUUUUGACUACUGCCACCCCAAAUUAUACUUCUACUGAUGCCUUUUCCAAGCUAGGAGAUGGCGCCAGAGGUACAUUGACAUCUCUUAACAGUAUAUCUAAAGCCGCUUCCGGCUCCUUAGCAGCCGUUGGUGGAGAGGGAGCCGUGCAUGCAGCGGGAGGAAGUGGGGGAGGGGCGAAGCUUCCUGGUACGGGAGAUUAUUCAAUAGCACUUCCUACAACAGGCCCCUUCCUCAAACUUCUGGCCAACGCUCGAGCACAUCUCGUUACUCUCCUCUCCAAGUCCCGGUCCCGAGAAGCACCCGAGCAACUGCUGCGUCAGCGAUGGGAGGGUAAUGUCGAAUCACUGGACGCAGCCAGCACUGCCAAGAGAAAUAGAGGAGAAUUUGCAGGCGUGCUCCCGGGACGAACGAGGAAGUGGAAACAGUUCUAUGGUAUCAGCUUUGAAUUCAUUCUAGAAGAAUGUGUAGGAGCAGGACUUCUUGAAGUCUUUGAUACCGGAAGUAUUGGGAGAGGGGUCCGUGCAAUAUAACAUCGAUAUAAAAAGAACAGUGGCUGGCAGAACGCGUUUCGAUGAUGCGGGGGUGAGACAAUACCCGAAGGAAGUUUAAGAUGAGACGAUCGACGAUAUGACAAGGGAGCAUGAGCAGGUGGAUGGAAAUGAUGAACAAUGAACGCAGGAAGGUGGUCCCGAAUGAGAAUUCGGAAUGUUGGAUACAAUACCUCAAUAUAACAGCAUGCAUAUAAAU